AUGAGAAGCAGUAAAAGGUUCUGCUGUGGUCUGAAAAUCUGUGUUCUAGUUACCUUUGUGCUCUUGGUCAUUAUAUCCGUGGUUUUAGUUACCUUGUAUUUUACAGUUUUCAAGCCUAAAGAACCAAAGAUUAAUCCUCAGCCUGUUAUCCUUGAGAGUAUUCGUUGGAUAAUCUUUCCAAUACAGAUGUUAAAUAUUACAUUAGGCAUGGUAGUCACAGUCGAAAAUCGAAACUAUGGAAGCUUCAAAUACCAGGAGAGUGCAGCUUAUGUGAGUUACAGGGGGGAUGUCGUCGCCGAAGCUCCGAUCGAUGCUGACACUAUUCCUGCUCGAGGGAAACAUAAUAUAAGCACAACUGUGACAAUAUUUGCGGAUAAGUUGUUAUCGGAUGAUAAUUUCAAGAGAGAGUUUCUACAAGGGUCGAUCUUGAAUUUUACUUCAGCAACAACCUUGCAUGGUAAGGUUAUCUUGUUCAAGUUGAUCAAGGCAAAAGCCAUUAGUUCAAGCACUUGUGACAUCUCUAUCUUUGUCCGAGAGCAGCAAGCUGAGUCCAUUUGCAAAUCCAAAGUCAGCUUAUAA
Molecule: messenger RNA, 579 nt
Organism: Populus euphratica (Euphrates poplar)
Lineage: Eukaryota; Viridiplantae; Streptophyta; Magnoliopsida; Malpighiales; Salicaceae
Exons: 1
Coding region: 1-579 (192 amino acids)
Biological process (GO): defense response to other organism
Source: RefSeq, a predicted model, not a curated record